AUACAUGUUUAAUACAGUUAUGCAAGUAAAACGACUAGAAGGUUUAAAUGGCACCCUAUCAAUAUCUAUAGGACGCAAAACUGUUCAAGAGCCAAUCUUUGGAAAUAUUAUAAUUACAUCUGAAAGAGGUACAGAUAAGCGGCACUACGUUUUACAGCAUAAUGGUUAUUAUUUAGAAGAUUCCGUUAUUCAUCAUGAUUUGCGAAAUCCAAAUCGAUAUUUGGAAGGAUCGAACAAACGCUUUAUACUUAAACUUGAACAGGAUGAGAAACCUAAUGCUGCAAUAAUAAAACGACGAGAACUUGUAAAUGGCGCUCUUGUAAUAUUAAGAGAUAGCGAAACGUUACGUCAACAAGUCUUCGGAUAUAUCGAAAUUACUACUUUUACAGUUCAUAUGGUAAUUUGUAGGCGUGGACUUACUUCCAUAUAUAAGUGCGAAAACGAAAAUGGCGAUAUAAUAUACACCACUGAAGAAAAUGCUGAAAAGGUUAUAAAUGAAUACUUAAAUAAUACGGACCAUAGAAUUAGAACUUUAAAUUUGUUAAUCGGAAUAACGUUGGGAAAUGAAAAUGUUACUCUUGCCUUAGAUCAAGAUGAGAAUCUCAAAAACGCAGGACACUGGUGGAAUUCAGAUGUUACAGUAAAACGACUAGAAAAUAUAAAUGGCGUCUUAAUAAUGUCUACAGGAAACAAAAUUUAUUAUGAACCCGUCCUUGGGUUUAUCGAUCUGAUAUCUUCUAAUAAACAAGCUAAAUACCUAUUCCAUCUUCAGCAGUAUGUUAGAAAUGUCAUGAUUUGUAGGAAACAUGACAACUUCACGUUCAUUUGCGACAAAGAUAAUGGUCAUGUUAUAAGCACUACUUUAGGACGUUUAGAAUUGGAUAUAAAAAAUUACUUAUAUAAUGUGGACCAUUAUAUCAGAGGUAGACAUUCUCGACACAGUGCAGUUAACGGCACCAUUCUCCGUGCUCUAAGCUCAGCUCAAAUUCCAGCAACCCUUGAACCCUGUGGCCUCUCAACCGAGAAUAAUACGGCUUAUACUUGCAUCGACCGAUUUGCUCCCUCCUUUAAUAACAACUCAUUCGUGCGAGCUGAAAACUCUCAAAUUAAUAAAUACACUUUCCUAACCAAUUGCAAUCUCGUAUCAAUCGUAUCCGAUACAACCGGUUUUUUUGGCAAUCAUGCCCUAACCUUCUUCAAAUCCCUUGGUAAAAAAAUCCGCGCCAUCACUGGUGACCCAAGGAAGGCUUCUAUCUCAGACAGCGAAUAUCUAUUGCUAUAUGCAGAUCUAACUGCAUUGCCCUCAACGGCUCUCUUUCUUGACCUCCUCCCACCCAACAACAAUAUUUCAACAGAAUGUGCUAUUGAUUUUAUCCUAGACACAUCUAGUCUAUAG
Molecule: messenger RNA, 1396 nt
Organism: Gordionus sp. m RMFG-2023
Lineage: Eukaryota; Metazoa; Nematomorpha; Gordioida; Chordodea; Parachordodidae
Exons: 36
Coding region: 5-1396 (463 amino acids)
Source: RefSeq, a predicted model, not a curated record